CCAGCCCCGAGCGUGCGUGGGCCUCUGCCCGAGCCGGACCGGCGGGGGCUGCGGCUGCUAGGCUGGUGGGUCCCAGGCCCCGGGGAUGGGCGCCGAGCCUGGGAGCGCGCUGGAGCUGAGAAGGGACCCAGGGUCCGGCCCGGGCCCGGCCUAGAGCCCUAGGACCUUCCCUCCCCAGGCCACACUGCACGUGACAGCUGUGCAGCUUUUGCGUGAACUCCGGGCUCCUGGAUUUGGCCUCUACGGAGCCGAGACCCGGAGGUGGGGAGGAAGGGCGAGCGAUUCGGGCCUGCAGCCCAGAGCCCCAGCCUGGGCUCCCAGAAGUGGAAAACGCGCGGGUCGGGAGCCACAGCCCUUUGUUCUAGUCUUAGCUGUGCCCGUGACUCCCGGUGUGAUUUUGGGCUUGUCCCCAUGGUCACCAGCCACGUCCCUCCCCCAGCACCAGCCUGGCUGCACGCUGAACUCUGGCCCCUCUGGCUCCUCGGGUUCCACGUGGACAGCCGUGCGCUGUCUGCAGUCAGCUCUGUCUGGGGAAGAAGCUGCGUCCAGCCUCUGGACAACAGGCUGAGGAAUUUGUAUCCUGUGCAACGGGAUCUUGUGCUGUGAAGAAGUUUCCCAAGUGCCUCAUGUCAGCCGGCAAAUCUGACCGACAAGGCCUGGAAAGAGAAGACUGUUAGGUUGUGGAGGGGUGGUCUUGUCCGGUUCAGUUUUCCUGUGGACCGACCGUGGGACCUGAGGUAGCACUGGGGUGGACUUGGCCUCCUCCAUGGCACGCCAGCUGCAGAUACGACUGCUGACGUGGGACGUGAAGGACACACUGCUCAGGCUCCGCCGCCCUGUGGGGGAGGAGUAUGCCACCAAGGCCCGGGCCCACGGGCUGGAGGUGGAAGCCACAGCCCUGGGACAAGCCUUUGGGCAGGUGUACAAGGCUCAGAGCCACAGCUUCCCCAACUAUGGCCUGAGCCAUGGCCUCACCUCCCGCAGGUGGUGGCUGGAUGUCGUCCUACAGACCUUCCACCUGGCAGGUGUCCGGGAUGCCCAGGCUAUAGCCCCCAUUGCUAACCAGCUGUAUGAGGACUUCAGCAGACCCUGCACCUGGCAGGUGUUGGAGGGGGCCGAGAACACCCUGCGGGGGUGCCGCACACGGGGCCUGAAGCUGGCAGUGGUCUCCAACUUUGACCGACGGCUAGAGGACAUCCUGGUGGGUGUUGGCCUGCGGGAACACUUUGACUUUGUGUUGACCUCGGAGCAUACUGGCUGGCCCAAGCCAGACUCCCGCAUUUUCCAUGAAGCCUUGCGGCUUGCUAAUGUGGAACCAGCAGUGGCAGCCCAUAUUGGGGACAGUUACCGCUGUGAUUACCAGGGGGCUCGGGCUGUAGGCAUGCACAGCUUCCUCGUGGUUGGCCCAGAGCCUCUGGACCCCACAGUCAGGGAUUCUGUACCUAAAGAACACAUCCUCCCCUCUCUGUCCCAUCUUCUGCCUGCCCUCGACUGCCUAGAGGGCUCAAUGCCAGGGCUUUGAGUAUGGAGAGGGAAGUGGCUGGGGUCUAGGCCAUGGAGAAAACCCUAAACAAACACUGGAGACAGGGGGCCUCUUCUUUCUCUGCAGCUCUGGACUUUGCCCGUCUCCUUGCAGCCUCCGUAACCUGUUCACGAUAAAGCAAUGAGUGCUGGCUUUUCAGCCUUGUCCCACUAACCCA
Microcebus murinus (gray mouse lemur) is the source of this 1700-nucleotide messenger RNA. NCBI's taxonomy places the organism in Eukaryota, Metazoa, Chordata, Mammalia, Primates, Cheirogaleidae. The record is from RefSeq and is a predicted model, not a curated record.